Messenger RNA from Salmo salar (Atlantic salmon), 1735 nucleotides. It is a transcript of the gene hgv2, whose product is annotated as HGV2 protein. Lineage: Eukaryota; Metazoa; Chordata; Actinopteri; Salmoniformes; Salmonidae. Gene Ontology annotation, cellular component: nucleoplasm. Gene Ontology annotation, biological process: CENP-A containing chromatin assembly; DNA replication-dependent chromatin assembly. The record is from RefSeq and is a predicted model, not a curated record. Gene Ontology annotation, molecular function: histone binding.
GAACAAUUAGACAGAGAGAGCUGUGCUUGUUUCUUCUGAUAAACAUUUAUAGCUACUCGCAUCCACGGUAUGUAAAUGUUUACCAUAAGAUGUGUUUAAUGCUCAUGGUCAGGAAAGUAUCACUGAACAGCGUUUGCGAAAACGCGCUGACGUUACUGAGAUGAGAAGCUAGAAGUGGAGUUGCAACCACCGAAUUUCUUCGCUUAACUUGCAAAAUGGUCAUGGAGGAGGCAAACAAACUCAUUGGCACAGGGAAGAGACAUCUCGUUAUGGGGGACGUGGUAUCAGCGGUCAACUACCUUCAAGAAGCCUGCGGGAUGUUAGCCAAAAGGUAUGGUGACACUGCAGAUGAGUGUGGGGAGGCUUUCUUCCUGUGUGGUAAAGCUCUCUUGGAGCUUGCCAGGAUGGAGAAUGGUGUCUUGGGGAACGCUCUGACAGGGGUUCCAGAAGAAGAGGAAGGAGAGGAAGAGAAGCCCAAAGACUCCAACAUUGAAAGCACAGACAAUGUUGAUGAGAAGACCAGGGAUGAGCUAAGAGUUCAGGUCUAUGAUGCCAUGGCAGAAGAAGAGAAGAACGGCGAGAAGGCAGAUUCAGAUAAGAACACAGUGGAGGAGACUGGAGGAGGCGAGGAGGGACAGACUGUGAACGGCCGUGUUAACGGUUCUGACACCACGAACGGCGAGGAGAAAGUUAUCGGAGAGAAGGGUGACAAAGCUGAGACUAAAGAGUCAUCAGACAACCCAGAAGAGGAGGAUGGAGAUGUUGAGGAUGGGGAAGAAAAGGAGGACAUACCGGAGGAUAGUGAUGAUGAGGAAGUGGGCAACCUGCAGUUAGCUUGGGAGAUGCUGGAGGUGGCUAAGGUCAUCUACAAAAGGAAAGAGGGUAAGGAGGACCAGCUCCUGGCAGCCCAGGCCCAUCUGAAUCUGGGAGAAGUAGCGGCUGAAUCAGGCAAUUACAGCCAGGCGGUGGAUGACUUCCAGCAGUGCCUGUCCCUGCAGCUGAAGCACCUGGCCUCAGACAGCCGCCUGCUGGCCGAGACUCACUACCAGCUGGGCCUCACCCUCUGCUCUGACUGCCAGUACAGCCAGGCCAUCGAACACUUCAACCACUCUGCUAGGGUUAUCAAGAGCAGACUAGCCAAGCUCCAGGAGGUGCUGGAGAAGGCAGAGGGGCCAGAGGUGGCCCCUGAGGAGAGAAAGGAGAUGGAGGAGCUGAAGGCUCUGCUGCCAGAGAUCCAGGAGAAGGUUGAGGAUGCCACCGUGGGACAGAAAAUAACUGCAGCUGUUGCAGCAGAGGCUGUGAUGCAGGAGACACUGGCAGGUGGUUCAGCGUUUCCAACUCCGAGCGGAAGUUCUCAAAACGAAGGGGCGUCUGCAUCUGUAAUUCAAGUCAGAUCCACAUACGGAAACGCCCCCUCAAAGUCUCCAGCCUCUGACAUCUCACACCUGGUCAGAAAAAAGAGGAAACCAGGAGACAGCCCAGUAAAGGAGAACGACUCUAAAAAGGUUAAACAGGAGACUCAAGUUAACAGCAACAGAGACAACGGUGUCAAAGACAAAAUGGAGGUUGAACGCCAGUGAAGCCCUGGUGACUUUGAUGCCAAUUCCUGAUUGUCAUCACAUCGUCCUACUGCAGAUCAAGUUGUAAAUGUGUCAUGUUCCUAUUGUGUAUCUGUGCUUUUUUUUCUUCAUAUUUGUAAGGUUUUGUACCAGAUCAUUAAAGACUACCUACUUGA